Messenger RNA from Chlorocebus sabaeus (green monkey), 1587 nucleotides. RefSeq names its product myeloid leukemia factor 1 (gene MLF1). The record is from RefSeq and is a predicted model, not a curated record. Lineage: Eukaryota; Metazoa; Chordata; Mammalia; Primates; Cercopithecidae.
AAUGGGAAAGCACCUCGGCGUCACGCACCUCCUUUCCCGGCGGCCACCGCCUGCGCAGCGAGUGAGGCGUCGUCAGUGCUGGAGGCAGGCUCCGGUCGCGGCCGCGGCUAGUUAACAUCGGUUUUCCAAUCUGUCCGCGGCUGCCGCCGCCCAAGACAGAGCCAGAAUGUUCAGGAUGCUGAGCAGCAGUUUUGAGGAUGACCCCUUCUUCUCUGAGUCCAUUCUUGCACACCGAGAAAAUAUGCCACAGAUGAUGAGAAGUUUAUCUGAACCCUUUGGAAGAGACUUGCUCAGUAUCUCUGAUGGUAGAGGGAGAGCUCGUAAUCAUAGAGGACAUAAUGAUGGUGAAGAUUCUUUGACUCAUACAGAUGUCAGCCCUUUUCAGACAGUGGACCAAAUGGUGUCAAAUAUGAGAAACUAUAUGCAGAAAUUAGAAAAAAACUUUGGUCAACUUUCACUGGAUCCAAAUGGACAUUCAUUUUGUUCUUCCUCAGUUAUGACUUAUUCCAAAAUAGGAGAUGAACCACCAAAGGUUUUUCAGGCCUCAACUCAAACCCGUAGAGCUCCAGGAGGAAUAAAGGAAACCAGGAAAGCAAUGAGAGAUUCUGACAGUGGACUAGAAAAAAUGGCUAUUGGUCAUCAUAUCCAUGACCGAGCUCAUGUCAUUAAAAAGUCAAAGAACAGGAAGACUGGAGAUGAAGAGGUCAACCAGGAGUUCAUCAAUAUGAAUGAAAAUGAUGCUCAUGCUUUUGAUGAGGAGUGGCAAAGUGAGGUUUUGAAGUACAAACCAGGACGACACAAUCUAGAAAACACUAGAAUGAGAAGUGUUGGCCAUGAGAAUCCUGGCUCCCAAGAACUUAAAAGAAGGGAGAAACCUCAACAAAGUCCAGCCAUUGAACGUGGAAGAAGAUCAGAUGUUUUGGGGGAUAAACUCCACAUCAAAGGCUCAUCUGUGAAAAGCAACAAAAAAUAAAUAGCCAUGCAUUUGAUUUGCUUAGUUUUGGUUGUUUUAACAGUUAGUAAUGGUGCUGGGUAAUAAGCAUAAGACCAAUCUCUUGCUGUUAAAUCAGUUCUGUCCUUGGCAACUUUCUUCUGAUACCUGAAUGUUCAUGAAGGUCCUAGCUUUAUAUUGUCCCUCUUUUAGGAAUAAAAUUUUGAUUUUCAACAAUGUGAGUAAAUUGUGAAACAGUCUAUUUAAUAUAAAACUCUUUAAAACAUACUAAUUUUUUAAAGCUUAUAUGCUGAUUUCGCUUCCCCAGUUGUUUUUGUGUUGGCUAGGUAUUCUUUUAUAUUUAUCAAGAUUGAUUGCAGAGCAGUUCUGUCACUUAUAAUUAGUUAUAAGACAUUAUAAUGUUAAAAAUUUCUCAGUUUUUACUAACACUGUACUCGGGUGAUAUUAAUAAAGGUUUAAAUAAUUUAUCUCUAAUUUUAUAAUGUGCUGUACAGCCAGCUAGAUUAAAACUUUAAAAAUAAUAAAGCAAAACUACACUGGUACUCUUUUAUGAGAAAAUAGUUAUUAUUUUGAUAAAGGGCAAGAAUGAUCAAAUAGUUCAUUUUUGGAGAAAAAUAUUUUAAAUUGCUAAUGUA